Molecule: messenger RNA, 327 nt
Organism: Cylicocyclus nassatus
Lineage: Eukaryota; Metazoa; Nematoda; Chromadorea; Rhabditida; Strongylidae
Source: the annotation of a GenBank genome assembly
AUGUCACUCAACGUCGAACCCUGCGUUGGCAAUUUUCCUGCCACUGGCGGUAACGCCACACACAACAUUAUCUCGCUUGUCGACACUAGACUUGCUUUUAAGGUGAAAUCCUCAAAUAAUGACCAUUAUCGUGUGCGUCCCGUUUACGGAUUUGUAGAAGCAAAGGCAACCACAACCCUGGAGAUUGUUCGCUUGACUGGUCCUCCCAAAGAAGAUAAAUUAGUUAUUCAAUGGGCAGAGGUUCCGGCGGAUGAGACGGAUCCCAUGGCUCCUUUCAAAGCUGGUGCUCAAUCUGGUGAAGUCAUCCUGCCAUUAAAAGCUGAAUGA